GGACCAUGGGGCGGUGACAUCCUCGCGCCAAUCGGAAGUGUUGGAGAGUGGGCCUGAUAGUCGGAGGUCGGCUACGGAGCCAUGAAUAUCUUGCCCAAGAAGAGCUGGCACGUCCGAAACAAGGACAAUGUCGCCCGCGUGCGGCGCGAUGAGGCCCGGGCCCGGGAGGAGGAGAAGGAGCGUGAGCGGAGGGUGCUGCUCGCUCAGCAAGAGGCUCGCACAGAAUUCCUACGGAAGAAAGCCAGGCACCACAACUCACUGCCUGAGCUGGAAGCAGCAGAUGCAGGAGCUCCAAGUUCUGGGCCUGUGGACCUGUUUAAGGAGUUGCUAGAAGGGAAAGGAGUGCCCAGAGGCAAUAAAGAACAUGAGGAAGAGAAGCGACAGGAGAAGGAGAGGCAAGAGAAAGCACUAGGCAUCCUGACGUACUUGGGCCAGAGUGCAGCAGAGGCCCAAACUCAACCUCCUUGGUACCAGCUCCCCCCAGGGGAAAGGGGCUGCCCUCCAGGCCCAAGCCCAGACGAGAAGAUCAAGAACCGGUUGGACCCCUUGAGGGAGAUGCAGAAGCACCUGGGAAAGAAAAGGCACAGCAGUGAAAGCCGUCCUUCUAGAGAGGAGCGGCCUCAGAAACAACGGCCCAGAGAGCCACCUUCCCUACAACAGCUCCGCACUGAGCGUCUUCAGCGGGAAGCAGCUGAGAGGGCUCGAGCAGAGGCCCUGCUGGCCCGGGUACAAGGCCGAGCAUCCCAGCAAGGCCAGGCAGAAGUGGAAGAGACAGAUGAAAGGAGGCGGCGGUACAACUCCCAGUUCAACCCCCAGCUGGCCCGGCGCCCCCGCCAGCAGAACCCCACUCCUGCCCACUGACUCCUGGGGGGAUAGGAGAGGCUGCAGCUGCCAGCCGUCAUAUAAAACUAUUUAUUCAUAAAUAUUUUCCAAAAUGAAAA
Molecule: messenger RNA, 941 nt
Organism: Peromyscus californicus insignis
Lineage: Eukaryota; Metazoa; Chordata; Mammalia; Rodentia; Cricetidae
Gene: Leng1
Product: leukocyte receptor cluster member 1
Exons: 4
Coding region: 82-861 (259 amino acids)
Source: RefSeq, a predicted model, not a curated record